AUGGCUACGAUGAACACUGUAGCUGAUGCAGUGCGUGAGGCUGCAAUGGCUGCUGCUAGGGCUGUUGAGCGUCUUGGAGUGAGAAAUGGAAAUGAAAAUGAAAAUGGAGAGGAUAAUGGGAACAAUGAGGCUGAUCCAGCGCAUCCUGAUAAACCCAUGACCCUUGCUACUUUUCUGAAAGUGAAUCCACCUAAGUUCAAAGGUACACUCAUUGCGACUGAUGCCGACAACUGGUUCCGAGGUAUCGAGCGAUCACUGCGAGCACAACAUGUUCCGGAAGGCCAACAUGUAGAGUUUUCUACCUAUAUGCUCGAAGGAGAGGCUGAGUAUUGGUGGCAGGGGAUACAGCGACUGCUGCAACAAAAUGAAGGUGACAUUCCUUGGGAUACCUUUAGGGACAAAUUCUAUAAGAAGUAUUUUCCGAGAGCGGCACGUGACGCUAAGGAGAUAGAGCUUAUGCAACUGAAGCAAGAGGAUAUGACUAUUGCUGAGUACGCCCGUAAGUUCGAUGACUUGUGCCGUUUCUCCAAGAUUUGUCAAGGGAACCCGGCCGACUUUGAGGAAUGGAAGUGUCUGAAGUUUGAAGGAGGACUCCGAGAAGAACUGAUGAAUUCUGUUGUUCCGCUAGAGAUACGAAAUUUUGCUGAACUGGUGAAUAAAAGUAAACUAGUGGAAGAAUGUUCGAAGAAGGCGGCGAUAGCUCGAGCAGAUCGUAGGGAGGCCUCACGAAGAGACCUUAUUCAGAAUUUAGCCCCUCAAGGUCGCAACUUUAAAGCCAAUGAUCAAUAUCGGCGCCAAAAUAGGAAUCAACGGAAUGGUGAUUUUCUUGCUCGCAACAACAACAACAACCAUAACUAUAAUCUAGGACAGGAACGAGGAGGUCAAUCUCAGGGUAUUUCGAUAUGCUCAAGGUGUGGGAAAGAUCAUGGUAAUAGACCUUGUCAGUAUGGAACAAACAAUUGUUAUACUUGCGGAGAACCUGGACAUAUGGCCAGGGCUUGCCCAAAUAGGUUUGUUCAAGAUCCAGUCAGAACCCAAAUAUUAGGACGAAUAUCUACCAUGACUGUUGAUGAUGCUCUGUACUCAGACUCCGUGAUCCAAGGUUAA
Arachis ipaensis is the source of this 1107-nucleotide messenger RNA. The record is from RefSeq and is a predicted model, not a curated record. Lineage: Eukaryota; Viridiplantae; Streptophyta; Magnoliopsida; Fabales; Fabaceae.